UGGAUCAAACGCAAAGCAGCCCCUCUUAUCACCACUUCCCCUGUCUGUUUGGUGGACUCUGGUAUCUGAUGAAGGCUUAUCGUGGCCAUACAGUACUGGUUCACAUGUCAUGUUAUCACACAGGUCCCUUCCCUGGGGCUCCCACAGGAAGGCUCUUUUCCCAGGGCACUACAUGCCAAGUAUCUCAACUGCCUUACAGCAGGGUAAAAAAAUGGAGUGUGGUCAAGGGAGGACUGUGAAUCUGGGUACAGUCUGUCCAGUGUUUCUAUGAUUAACACUGAUGUGUGUGUGAUGUUUCCUCCAUGGGCCUCGAAAAAGUCAUGUAUUUACCACACUAACAUUUUAUAAAACUUUAAUCAGUAUUGACCCACUUAUCCCAAAACACAGAGUUUUUUACUUUAACAUUUUUGAGGCCUAUACGUAUACAACAAUGGAAUCCAUUCUUAGAUACAGUGUCAUCUGCUGGUUUGGGAACCUGACAGUCAAGGCUAAAACAAUCUCAGAUUCACAACCUGGUGAAGAGAGUAUUCAAGCCACAAGAUCGGUUUGAACAGGCUACCAUCAGACAGGCCAAUAAGUUGUUUCCGUAAUAUGUUUUAUUGAAUUCAGGGAGGAAGUGCAGGGUUCCUCUAUGCAAGCUUAAUCGCCAUAAGCACUUGUUCAUCCCACUCAGUCAAACUCAUAAAUGAGCGAUUCAUGGGGGGAGGAAGGUAAAUAAAAGUGAUUGUACUAUAUGUAUGGAUGUGUGGAUGUAAGGUACAAAUGGGGGUGUGUCACUUAUGUAUGUAUCUAUGUACGGAUGUAGGUGUGUAUGGAGCUUUGUAUGUACACGGGUAUGUAUGUAUGUUUGUGUGUAUUUGUAUGCACUACAUGCAUUGCAUGUAUAGUUUAUGUUUAUCUAUGUGUUAUGUUUGUUAUGUCUGGUAUUGCACUGCAGCUUGGUCCUCUAGUCCAAGACAAAUAAAAAAAAUUGAAAUCUUUAUUAUUUCUACAGUACACUGUAGAAAGAAACCUCCUCAUUGUACACUUAAUUACUCGAUACAUCUUGUUCGUAAUAACAAAUGAGAACUUAGUGAAGCAGUGAGUCAGAGUGUGUGAGUGUGUGCGUGUGGGAGGAUGAGGAGGAGGUGACAUGGGACUCCAGGCGCCUAUUUCAUAAUACCGCACGGUGACGCGCAGUCAGGCCGGGAAACCUGCUGCUGUCGCCGCUGUUGCUUUAGUUCCGUUUGGACUUGUGGCAGAGAUAUGAAUCUUCUCUCUUACACCACUUUAUCCACAACCUGAACAGCUAGAAGAGACAUGUCGGCUCAAGGACUGCUAAGCAGCGUUUUCUCGUGCUCCCGAAGCCCCCAAACUAUUUCCAGGCGCAGACUGAGGCAGACCAGGAGCCUGGACCCGGCGCUGAUGCGAUAUUAUGACACCGAAGCUGAGGAGCCGCUGUACAAGGGGGACUUCACCUGGAAUAGCGUGUCAGGAUGCAGAGUUGGCCUGAAGCCAGUCCAUUUACAAAGCCUCUCAGAGCUGGAGAGGGUUCGUCUGCAGGAUGUGGCCUUCAGACGAUUGCUUCGGGAUGGUGACCUCGGCUGCCACAUCACCAUCCCUAAAUGCUACAAACACAAGAAGUCACUGAAGAAGAAGUUGGAUUCGUUAUCAAAAGAGAAGAGUAAAGACAAAGAGACUAUGCCGCAGGUGUUUGGCAUACCACUGUCGCAGGUUAUUUCCAACGACCGCACGCACAAGCAGCGACACGAUCCCCCACGGGAGGAGCACAGUGACCCCACGGAACUGAUGUUGUCCUUCCUUCACCUCACCUACAGCUUCAAAAGAGCCAAUAAAGAGCUGUCCAGCAGCACGUCAUCUCUGAGCUCAACCUCUGAGACUCCUAAUGAAUUGCCUCUUCUCAGCUUACCAGACGCUGCCCCACGGACUCACAGGAGGGGUGGGGUGUCUGUGGAUUGCAUCACUGACCUUGAUGAUAACCAGUUUCGGCUCUUGGAGGCCCUCCAGCUGUCUCUGCCAGAAGAGGCAGCUGGCAACAGGAAGAAGCGUCGCGAUAAAAAGCUCAGCCUUAACCCUAUUUACAGACAGGUGCCCAGGGCGGUGGAUCUCUGCUGUCAACACCUGGAAAAAUACGGCCUACAAACAGUUGGAAUCUUCCGCGUUGGGAGCUCCAAGAAGAGAGUCCGCCAGCUUCGCAAGGAGUUGGACCAUGGGUGGGAGGUGAACAUGGAUGAAGAGAACAGUGUCCAUGAUGUGGCUGCGUUGCUGAAAGAAUUCCUCAGAGACAUGCCUGACACACUGCUGACCAGAGAACUCUACACGGCCUUCAUCAACACAAUGUUGCUGGAUCAUUCAGGCCAAGCGAGCACCCUCCAGCUCCUGAUCUUUCUGCUCCCACCGUGUAACAGCGACACGCUGCAUCGUCUCCUCUGCUUGUUGUCUACUGUAGCUGCACAUGCUGAAGACAGUGUGGACAAGGACGGACAGCAGAUAAUUGGGAACAAGAUGACAUCACUCAAUUUAGCGACCAUCUUUGGACCCAACCUCUUACAGAAGCUAAAGAAAGACAAAGAGUUUGCGGUGCAGAGUUUUGCCCGUGCAGAGGAGAGCACAGCCAUCAUCAGUGUGGUCCAAAUGAUGAUCAAUACAUAUGAUAGAUUAUUUAUGGUUCCUGCUGACCUGCAGAAUGAGGUGCUGAUGAGUUUACUCGAAACUGAUCCUGAUGUUGUGGAUUACUUACUCAGGAGGAAAGCCUCUCAUGAAUCCGAUCCAGGCCUUCUCAGAGCAGAGGAGCCCUUCUCUCUGACCGAGCGCUGCUUGUCCAGUGACUGCAUUAAAGUGUCCAGCGGGGAAGUUUCUCCCUAUGACAACAACUCCCCUGACCUGUCAGAUGGACUGCUGUGGAAAUACACAGAGGACAGCAGUCCACUCUCAGACACAGUCCUCAGUCUUUCUGAGCAGUACAAACUCAGUUUCCACUCGAAAGACAGAUCUGGCAGCACCUCUCCUACAACCUCCACUGACAAAGAUGAUAUUUGAAGUUCGAUGAAUGCUGGAUGUUAAUGAAUGGUUUCUCCCAGUCUCCCUUGGAGAUAUGUCGCAAUGUGAGUUGUGCGGAUCAUCAGAGGGGCUGAGCAGUCACCA
Molecule: messenger RNA, 3144 nt
Organism: Solea solea (common sole)
Lineage: Eukaryota; Metazoa; Chordata; Actinopteri; Pleuronectiformes; Soleidae
Product: rho GTPase-activating protein 6-like
Exons: 12
Coding region: 1300-3039 (579 amino acids)
Biological process (GO): signal transduction
Source: RefSeq, a predicted model, not a curated record